AUGGAAGCGCCCACCGCCCCGCCCGUCACGCUCCUCGGCCGGCUCAGGGCCACCCCGGCCACCAAGCGCCGGGGGUUCGGCCUCGCGGAGAUCUCCAUCCCCGAGGAGCCGGCUGAGGGCGACGCGACGCCGUUCCGCGUCAGGAACACCUUCAUCGACCCCGUGGUGAAGCGGACCCCCUCCCUGGAGGACUUUUUCUGCGAGCGGGCGGUGCAGACCUGCCCCGGCAGCCAGGUGGGGCGGCUGGAGGGCCUCUUCCAGGAGGAGGGCCCGCUGCCGCCCACGCCCACCAGGCUGGCGAGCACCCCGGCGGCCGCGCCGCCGUCGCCGGCCGGCGGCGCGGACCCCUGGGGCCGGAGCGCCGGCUUCGGCGCCUCGCCCACGGCGGACGUACAGGCCGGCGCCGAGCGCCCCGGCCGCGCGGGGCCCGCCGAGCCGCUGUGGCCCACCGCGCUGCUGCCCGACGCGGCGGCCGGGCCCCGCGCGGCGCCCGAGCUGCAGCCGGAGAUCGUCUGGCCCGCGGCCGCCGGCCUCGGGGGCGCCGUGAUUGCGUAUGAGUCAGAGUGA
Prorocentrum cordatum is the source of this 567-nucleotide messenger RNA. The record is from the annotation of a GenBank genome assembly. Lineage: Eukaryota; Dinophyceae; Prorocentrales; Prorocentraceae.